Messenger RNA from Prinia subflava (tawny-flanked prinia), 2633 nucleotides. RefSeq lists its product as uncharacterized. NCBI's taxonomy places the organism in Eukaryota, Metazoa, Chordata, Aves, Passeriformes, Cisticolidae. The record is from RefSeq and is a predicted model, not a curated record. The transcript is spliced from 2 exons. Bases 1244 to 2179 code for a protein of 311 amino acids.
GAGUGGAGAGGAUUUUUUUUUCUCCAUCUCAGACACGUUGUAAUUAAAUCUGGCUAUUUCCCUGACCCCAGUUCCUGGGGUUGGUCUGGAUCCUGCACGACAGCUGAGCCUGGGCAGGCAAUAAAAGGGGAAAACGCCGCAGCUGGCAGUGGAACACUUGGGCCCUGCAGUUGAAAAAGCUGAGGACGUUGCAAUUUGGCCGGCUCUCGAAAUGGGAAGAUUUCCUUCCACACCCAUUCCCUGGACAUAUUUAGAAAUAGCUGUGCCACUGCCAAACCUCUCUGCUCGUGGCAGGGAAAGGCAGCAAAUCCAUCCUCGGUGUUUCACUGCCUCUGUCUCCCCGUGAACGUCAUCCCUGAGCAUCCUCCUGAUGCUCCCGGGCAUCCACAGCCUGUAUCCCAAAAUCCCAGGGUCCUUUAGGUUGGAAAAGACAUCCAGGAUAAUCAAGCCCAACCUGUGAUUUAUUCCCACCUUGUCCCCAGCCCAGAGCACUGAGUGCCACGUCCAGUCCCUCCCUGGACACCUCCAGGGAUGGGGAAUCCAAACCUCCCUGGGCAGCCCCUGCCAGUGCCUGACCACCCUCUCCAUAAAGAAAUUCCUCCUGAAUGCUGUUCUUGCUCCCCAAAUUCCCCCUGAGAUGCUCAUGUGCAUCUACCAGGACUCCAUGAUUUCAGCUCCAUGAUUUUAGGGAAAAUACUCCUUUAUGUACCAGCAGGGUGUGAAGGAAGAAAAGAAGGCUUAGGAGAUUUGCAGUGGCCAGGGAUGGCAGGAUUCUUGUCCUGUGCAGGGCCAGGAGUUGGACUUGAUGAUCCUUGUGGGUCCCUUCCAAUCAGGAUAUCCUAUCAUUCCACAAACUCCAGACAGCUUUGCCUCCUGGAAAGCAGCUGGCCCAGGGAAGCAGCUCCACGUGCCUGUCACAGAGCCCUGGGAACACUGCACAUCAUCCACCAAAGGGUUUCAGUUUUGCAAAGAAAAAAAACCAACAAAAACACACAACAAAAAAACCAACAAAAACCCCAAACCACAAGAAAAACCCCAAAAAACAACAAACAGUGGCUUUUUAUAGAAGUCUUUUUGGCAACGGAGGGCGUGGAAAUAUUGCGAAUAUUUCAGGAGUCAGAGGACGUUCUGUCCUGGAGCAGGGAGUGUUUGGAAAGGGGAAAAAAAAGGUAAGGUCACAUUUGGCACUGGGAUCAGACAGUGUCGCCUUCCCUGGGCUGGGCUGGCGUCCUGCCACUCCCAAAUGCCACUGUCACCAAAUGCCACUGCCACCUCAGCUCAGGUUGCAUUUGGUGGCUGGAGGCCGAGGCAGGGAAGGCUGGCUUCACCUUCCCAUCACUCGCUGGCUCUCGGGAACAUCCUGAUUUUUGGGACGAUGGAAGCAGCCCCUCACCCUCAUGGGACUCUGCAGCCUCAGCUCCACAAGCUCCCCAGGAUCAGAGCACCCUCACCCUGUGCAAGGAGGGGAGCUGGGGACUGGAGCCAGAUGGAAUGUGGGCAUGGAAAGUGCCACAGCUGGGCACAGGACGCUCCCCAGACUCGGUUUUCCAAAACAGGCUGGAGGGCAGCAGAGGUCCCAGAUCUUCACAGCCAGGGGAAGAGGAGAAGGAGAGGAGCUUUUCUGCUGUCACAGCAUCUCCUCUCACCCUGCAGCUCCAACAUAAGUUGUGUCCCCAGGAGAAGGAACAUUGCCGGGGCAGGAAACGCUGAGGCCUGGGAAAAAACUCUCACACUCGCAUCUUGCUGUUUGCUUUUCCUGUCCCACGUGCCCACAGAGCAGCAGCAGAGCCUGCCUGAAAUCCCUUGGAGCUCCUGGGAUACAUGGAAAAAAAUGCAGGCAGAAUGCUGGAAGGAAGCAGCUGCAAGGCUGGAAUCAAGUGAAGCCAUCCCAGAAUCCCAGAAUGGGUUUGGGUUGGAAGGGACCUUAAAGAUCAUCCAGUUCCCUGCCAUAGGCAAGGACCUUCCACUAUCCCAGGCUGCUCCAAGUCCCAUCCAGCCUGGCCUUGGACACUGCCAGGGAUCCAGGAGCAGCCACAGCUUCUCUGGGCACCCUGUGUCUCACUGCCCUCACAGCCAGGAAUUCCUUCCUAUUCAUGUAGGAAAAGAGGAUUUUUCCAUUUGUUGUUACGUCAGAUCACGUGUGAGCAUGUCCUGCCUCCCCAAAUCCCACUUUCAAUGAGGAUAUUCCCACCCACACCACUAAACUGCUGAGUGAGCCUCAUCAAAUUGCAGUUGGAUAUUUGAUGGGCAGAUUUCUGGAAUGAUGUCCCAGUGGGAUGAUGAGAGCAGGGAGGCACAAGGGGACAUCCCAUCCCAACCCUCGUGUCCUGCUUCCAGGCGGGAAGCACAAAUCCCUGUCACUCCGAAAAAAAAAAAAGAAAACAAGUGAAGUUUUACUUUCUCUUUCUCUGGUCUUUAAUUGCAGAUCAAAGCUGGCCCUUCAGGCUGGAGCUGCCUGCCAGCAGCUGCUCCUGGGCAGGAUUCCAGGCCGCCCUUUGGAUGAGGGCUGCCCAUCCCUGCACUGCCCGCUCCUCUGCUCAUGCGUGCCGGGGUCAAUCCGUGCCUUUAACCCCCCUGACUGGCUGCUGUGGGAAUCGAGGGGCUGCAAUCCAGCCACUGGGAAUGAGAGUGGG